Molecule: messenger RNA, 3502 nt
Organism: Thalassophryne amazonica
Lineage: Eukaryota; Metazoa; Chordata; Actinopteri; Batrachoidiformes; Batrachoididae
Gene: sh3d19
Product: SH3 domain containing 19
Exons: 20
Biological process (GO): protein transport to vacuole involved in ubiquitin-dependent protein catabolic process via the multivesicular body sorting pathway
Cellular component (GO): ESCRT-0 complex
Molecular function (GO): protein binding
Source: RefSeq, a predicted model, not a curated record
AAACUCGCUGGACCAGAAGAAGGGACGAUCUUAAAGAUCCAAACCUGCAGACUUCAGGUUCAGCCCAUUAAUUCUUCUCCAGGACCUCUGGAUAGUAACACCUGGUUCUCAGGAGCCUCAGUGUUUUUCCGACCAACUCCUCAACCAUCACAGUCACAUUGGCCUGUCAGCAUCCAGUGUCCACCAUCCUAUGACCAGGUGAUUAAAGAAAAGACUCAGGAAGAACACAAGCCGACUGCGGAUCCCUUUCAGUCCAACUGCACUGCCACCCAGACUGACCCUGUGGGGGAAGAUGCCACUGCCAUUGCUGUCCCACAAUGCAGUGCAGCUCUGCAGACGGUGACUAGCACUGCUGGUAAAAAAACACAGAAACCACCAAGGCCUUCACUGUCCAAAUCCGCGAAUAAAGCCUCUGCUGGUGAGACAAUUGUGUCUACAGAUGGUACAGUUGCAUUAAAUCUGUCACCAUCUGACAUAAAGGAAUCCAAAGGAGCAGAAUCAACUGUUGCAGCUGUCAGAUCUGUGGUCGUACACUGGGAUAGUCACACAACAGCUCAGUCUGUCAGGGAAACGGUUCCCUCUUCUUCAGACUCUGAGCACUGUCACCACCCAGUGCCCCUUCCUCGUACAAAAUUCAGAAAGCAGGUCACUGGAGACGGGGCCAAAACUCAUACUUUAAUCAAACUGUGUGAAAACUCUGACAGCUGUUAUGUGCCUCCUGCCACAGAUCCUGAGAAAGGCUUAAAUAAAUAUUUAAAGGAGUUGUUGGAGGUCUUUAGUGCAGAUAACUGUGACAAAUCAGAUGAGCCUACACAACGGGAAGAUACUAUUGGCAAGAUGAACCCCAACCACAGCCAACGCAAUAUCCGAGCCAGGAUCCAGGCCUUCGAGAGUCAGGCUUCCGUAAAAGAGGGUGAAGGUGUUGAACACUCCAAGCCAGAACCUCAGCUCAGGAAGUCGAUCAUCAAACCUCCAGUUGCUAAUAAACCUUCUGAAACUUUAAAACCUGAUGUCAGCCAAAGUACAGAGAAUAUAUAUGAAGAAGUCUUACCUGUAGAUAUCCCUCAAAACUCAGCACCAGCCCCACCAGCCCCGAGACCUCAGGCUCCAAAGAAACCCGUGGCACUGCCUAUUAAAGAUGAACCAGAGACUGUACCCACCAAAGACCGAUCUCGGCCUCCUAUGCUGCUGAGAUCCAAAACCAUUCAAGAAGAGGGAGCAACAGCAGCUCCCCCUCUGCCACCACUGAAGAAGUCUUUGAAGGAACCUCUCAAACCAAACCUUAACAUCAACAACCACAGCUUGGCCUCUGUCAUCAGAGAGAACGAAUAUGUGGAUAAUCUAUCACAUCAUGUUGCGCUAAAGCCUCAGCACAGUGUGGACAGCAGUGGAGACUCUAUCUCCAAACAAUGUGCACCAAGGAGACCAACAACUAUCAGGGUUCCCAGCAAAUCCAGCACAUUUUCAGAGAGUUUUCAGGACGGUGCUCCUCCCCCUCUUCCUGCUGAGAAGCCUGUCAGUUAUUUCAAUCCUUUUGUGGACCACAGACAAAGUCCUGUACUUGUCCUUCCCUCAGCGCAAUCGCAGAACUUUCAGGAGUUGCCCAGUAGAUGUGUGGAGCCAAGUCUACCUCCUCGCCCUGUUGGAGGUAAGCCUCUCCCACCUCGCCCGCCCCCGACCAAGGCAGGUCCAGGAAGACCGCCCCCGCCACACCUUGAUGCUGCAGGUCGAUCCCAGUCAGCACUGUUACCACCAAGGGAGGCGUUGCCUAAACCCCAGUCACAAAUGUCCCAGGGGAAACACGUCUUACCACUGAGACCCAAACCAGGCCACAUUCUCUACAACAAAUACACUCUUCAACUUCCUCAUGGAAUUGCAUCAUUUGACUACGACGGGACCGAUCGUGGAGAACUGUCUUUUCAGAAAAAUGAAGUGCUGUUGCUGCUAGAGGAGAUUGACCACAACACGUUCCAGUGCCAAGCUGGAGAGGUUCAAGGCAGAGUCCAUAAAUCCCACAUGAAGGUCAUCACUCCCCUUUCCACUGUCUCAGACACAUCACCACCACAGGGUGCUGGAUCAGGGAGAGCUGAGGGUGGGAUGAAGGUUCAGGCCAUAUAUGACUUCUUUCCAGAGAAUGCAGAUGAGCUCGGGUUGAAGGCUGGAGAAGUAGUGACCAUGGUGGAGCAGGUGGAUGAUCAGUGGUACAGAGGAUCCUGUAGAGGAGCCACGGGUUUCUUUCCCAUCAACUACGUCAAAGUGCUGUUUGAUUCACCAAAAUCAGUCCCAGAAAGGAAAGCACAGCCACCGCCUAUGACCAUCAGCGGUCCGAGAUGUGUGGCGAGGUUUGACUUUGAAGGGGAGCACAGCGACGAGCUGUCCUUUUCUGAAGGCGAUGUGAUCCAAUUGCUGGCCUAUGUUGGACAGGAAUGGGCACGGGGACAGAUUGGCGUCUGCACCGGACUCUUCCCCCUGAACUUUGUGGAGGUCAUCGAAGAUCUGCCACCACCGCCGAGCCAGCAGCAGACACAGCCGACCAGGGGAGCACCGCCGGGGCCAGUUCCUCCUCCGACUGUCAACACUGAAGCUGCCAAACCUGCUCAGUUCGGAGCAGACUGGGUGGUGGCGCUGUCCGACUUUGCUGGAAAGAAUGAGAAAGACCUGUCCUUUCAAAAGGGGGACAUCAUCCUGGUCACACAUCACAUCAAUGCCGAGUGGUCGUACGGCAGCCUGAACGGCAGGGAGGGAAUCUUCCCCAGAACCUUUGUUGAGAGCAGCACAAUUGAAACACAGCAACGCCCUGUGACCAGGGUCACGACCACUGUUCAACAGGUCAGCUUCUUUGGCGGGCUGUUUCCAAUGAACUUUGUGGAAGUCACCGAAGAUCGGCUGCCACCACCGAGACGGCAGCAGACACAGCCGACCAGGGUGGCGCUGCCAGGUCUGGUUCCUCGUCCGACUGUCAAUACUGAAGCUGCCAAACCUGCUCAGUCUGGAGCAGACUGGAUGGUGGCCUUGUACGACUUUGCUGGAAAGAAUGAGAAAGACCUGUCCUUUCAAAAGGGGGACAUCAUCCUGGUCACACAUCACGUCAAUACCGAGUGGUCGUACGGCAGGCUGAACGGCAGGGAGGGAAUCUUCCCCAGAACCUUUGUUGAGAGCAGCACAGACCAGCUGUCUGCUUCCCAAGAGAGCGGUUGUGGAGGCCAAAGAGGCCGAGCGCUGUACGACUUCCAGUCAAACAAUGACGAGGAGCUGUCUCUGCAGGCUGGUGAUAUAAUAACCAACUUGGAGUCGAUGGACACAGAGUGGUUCAUGGGUGACUUAAGGGGAAAACGAGCCCUGGUCCCUAAAACCUAUGUACAAGUGUUGCAGGAUACAUGAAAAAAGUGACUGUGGACCAACUCCACAUUUUUUGGACAAGUUUCAGCACUAAAAUGCAGUAUUUAUACAUGAGCUAGAGAAACUGUUUCUACACCAAAUUAAAGAUGAACUAAGCAUUUAA